GUAAAAAUUUACCUCUUUGGCGUUUUAAAGCUACAGCCGUGGUAAAUUUCGCUUUUCACCGCUGGAAACCCUAAAGAAGCUUCAGAUUCCGUACAUGUCUCUUUUUCUGCUGAUAACAGCUAUAAGUAGCGUCCGAGAACCUGAAUUACGUUUAGAAGUAUACGUCACCUGCAACCCUCUAAAAAAGGCUAUUAAUGAGGUUAAAAAUCCGUAUUUUCAUAUGAAUACCCAUGUAAAAAGCUCUAGAUGCGUUAAAUUUCCCUUUUUCCCCCUUCUCCCAGUUGAAAACUCCAUGAGAAACGUUGGGAUCUCCAAAACACGGUUGAUAAACAAGGCGAACAUUGGUUUUUCCACUUCUGGUCGAGGGAGAAACACAAUUUGAGACGAUCGGCAUGCUUUGAGUGUUCUUACCAUCUCGAGCCUUUGGAUUAGUUUGCUGGUAAAAAAAAUCUGCAAUUGAAGGGGUAAAAACAGUAGAACUGUGAAUUCGGGUGUUUUAAGAUUUGAAGGCACGGGGACAUUAGUAAUCGCUUUAUAUCAGAUGGUGAAUUUCAGUUCAUUUGGGCUGUAGUUUAGAUUCUUAGUUGUCUUUUCACAAGCGGGUGUGAACCCCAAACACAAUAGUAGAUUGGAUCUCAACGGAUUACAGUGGUUUACAGUGGUCAGGGUUGUAAAAAUAUUUACUGUGGUAAAACAGUAAAAUUCGGUUUUACUAUGUAAUCAUUCAAGAUGAUGGGUUUAAAAGGAGGAAAAGGGCAGUUCUUUGGAGGAGAAAAGCAGGGUGAAGUUUAGAUGGGCACUGUCAAAGCAGGCAGUGGCUAUGCUUGAAGGGAGCUUUAAAAAUUGGAAAGGCUGUUCUUGUGGAAGAGCUGUGAAUGUUUUGAUGCUUUAGCAUUUUGGUUGUCGCUAUAAAACACUCCAUUUCUUGUGAGGAGGAGCUUUUUACUCAUCUCUGUCUUGGGUAGAGAGAAUGGUGAAGCUCAUGGUUGGAAAGUCAUUGAAGGGGGGGUGAGUUCUUUCUGAUUUGAUAGCGUGGUGUUCUUAUUCUCAGCUAAAUUGGAGGGGUGAAGAGCAUGAUGUGGAUGGCUUAGAGCUUGGAUGUUGAUUUAGGUCAGGUUGAGGUUUCGACGUAGCAUAUUGCUUUAACGGAAGACGACACUGGCCUGAAAUCAGAAGAAAGAGGUGGUAUGGGUUGAAAGCAAUGGGUUUUAGGGCCACCUCGUUGCUGCUUGGUUGAUUGUGUAUUGAUUAGCUGUGGGAGGUGAACAGGGGGAUCUAACCUGUUCUUGAUCUGCUACCCUACCUGCUGUUAUGUGCUUCUGCUGAAAGCAAAGAAAACAGAUUUUCGUGGUAAGCUUAGUCAUUGGUCAUCAGUGGUAAGGUAUCCUUCUUUUUAUGGGUUUCUUGCUGUGCAGGCUAUCAAUUUUGUUGUUUCUGGUCUUUUCAAUUUCUGGAGAGUUCUCUUCUCCCUUUCUGUUUGAUGGUUUCAGGGUAGAGUUUGGAAUAAGAUCCUGUUACUUCUAAAUAAACUCUAACUCAUGACUAUUUUCCCGUUUUUUUUCUAAUUAAGUCUGGCACCAUCUAGCUGAGACUGGUGCAUCCACGUCCAUGAAAAGAGCAGAACGUGAAGUCUUUUUGUGAGGCAUUUUUCUGCAAUGGAGUGGAAUGCGAAGACUCCACUUUGGGAUUGGGAGAGUCUGAUGGUACCCAAUGGGAGAGUCAGUGAGACUCCCAAGCAGGUACAGCCAAUGGACUGGGGGAUUGAGGGAGAUGGAGGGAUCGAUAACGGCUCCGUAUAUUCACCUGGGGGCGGCCGUUGUUCUGUUUCUGAUUUGGGUAAUGGCUCUUCAUCCAAGAGCUCAAUUUCGGUCUCUGUGGAUUCUUCAUCAAAGAGAGGAGUCAGAGUAUCUGAGUUUAAUCUUCAGACAACAGAAGGUUUUCCUAAAGAUCUUAGUAAAAGGAAAGAAUUGGGUAGGAUGGAGGAUACCGGAACUUCUCCGGAAUUGGUGUCAUCCGUUGGCACAAGCGAGCCUCUGAUUGGUUUAAAGCUUGGGAAGCGUACUUACUUCGAAGAUGUUUGUGCCGGGAGCACUGUUAAGACCUCAUCUUUUUCUGCGGUUCCCACAUCAUCGAACACUUCUAUGAAGAAGUCUAGGGCAUCAUAUCAGAGCAUGCAGACCCCACGCUGCCAGGUCGAAGGUUGUAAUCUUGACCUUACUGCGGCUAAAGAUUAUCAUCGCAAGCAUAGAGUAUGUGAAAACCAUUCCAAAAGUCCAAAGGUCACUGUUGCUGGUCAGGAUCGCCGAUUUUGCCAGCAGUGUAGCAGGUUCCAUGAAUUGGCAGAAUUUGAUGAGAAAAAGCGAAGCUGCCGCAGGCGUCUAUCUGAUCACAAUGCACGACGUCGCAAGCCGCAGACAGACACAAUCUCAUUCAAUUCUGCAAGGCUCCCUUCGUCAUUCUAUGAUGGCAGGCAACAGAUGAACCUUGUUUUGAACAGGCUCCCACUCAUUCACGCAAGGCCUGCUGUGAAUCCUACAUGGGAAGGCUCAUGUGAGUUCAAGUUUGCACAAGCAAAAGGGUCUUGGCUAAGGACUGCAAAAGCAGGAGGCAUUGAUGGGCAGCUGCAUCUGCCUAGUGUUGAGCUACCAACUGCCAUCCCUACUGUUUGUCAUGACUUCGACAAGCAAUUGCCAUUCAAGGGCACCACUGCCGAGGUCCUCAAUCAAGAUCUGGAUGCGUCUACGAUUAUGUCCAACUUGGAUUCAACACCGGACUUUCGACGUGCUCUCUCUCUUCUGUCAACUAAUUCAUGGGGUUCGGCUCAUCCCGAACCUGCUUCUUUCAACCAGGUCAUGCAUGCAAAUCACACUAGUGUGUCUCAGCCAGCAACUCACACAGUGCACCAAGUCUUGCCACAUGCUAGCUCUGAAUACUGGCAGCCUGAACUGCUUUCAGCUGAACCACGGGCACCAUCAUUGGCCUUACAUAGCAAUGCUGGACAGUUCCAGGAGUUUCAGCUGUUCAAAGCACCUUAUGAAUCUGUCUUUCUUGACAACAAUCAUAUGCACUGAUCACUGGAAGUUUUGGUCAAAUGUACCAACUUAGUAGUCGUGGCGAAGUUGCUGUUUCCAAUCAAAGAAUGAGCGGGGAUGGAUUUCAAAGGCGGGUCUUAUAGAUUACGCCUAAUUCUUUUUCCAGUGACAAUGUGAAAUGGUAUGCAUGCUUUUGCUGUUUAUAGCAUUCUGUAAACCAUGUUUUUAAUCCCUCAGACCUUGUACCAAACCAGAACCCUGAAAAUGCUUCUUUCUUGCCUUAAAUACUCACAAUAAUGAAGCCGGGUUAUUGAAUGGAAGUAGGUUUUGCUCUC
Molecule: messenger RNA, 3367 nt
Organism: Magnolia sinica
Lineage: Eukaryota; Viridiplantae; Streptophyta; Magnoliopsida; Magnoliales; Magnoliaceae
Product: squamosa promoter-binding-like protein 12
Exons: 6
Coding region: 1656-3071 (471 amino acids)
Cellular component (GO): nucleus
Molecular function (GO): DNA binding
Source: RefSeq, a predicted model, not a curated record